GCACUAAUAGCCUGGCUGUGCCCAACCAUCAGCUACAUGUUGGCCUGAGACACGGUUUCAAUCUCCUUGAAUGCUUCCAUAGCGACCUCAAGAUGGUGCGUCUCAUGCACUACCUCUGCAAGAAGGCGAAAAACGAGGAUAAGGUCGACAAGGACUUCGUUUUCGAUUAUACGUCUGCCUUCGACUUCAAGUCUGCCCAUACGUUCAAUAACGAGCGGCGGCACAAAACCGUCUUCAAGUAUAAUGAUCAGGAUUAUGUCGUCGACAUCUCUGAGUGCGAGCAAGAGCCUUGGCAGAGCGCUGUGCUUCGAGCCAUAGUCACGGUCCUAUGCUAUGUUGUACUAGUAGUGACGUUCCCCAUCUCCGGAUGGGUCUGCGUUAAGAGAGUCACAUCUCUGGAGCGCAUGGCGAUAUUUCGUCUCGGAAAACUGAUGCCGGUUCAAGGUCCCGGCAUUGUGAUAGUCUUCCCCGGUGUGGAUAACCAUCGCAAAAUCGACUUAAGGCCACAGACCAUCGAGAUCGAACCCCGACAGAUCCUGCUGGGCGAUGGAGCGGUCGUGGAGUUAUCAUGUUCGCUGGAUUGUCAGGUGGUGAAUUCGGUGCAGUACGUGACUCGAGUCAGAGAGGUGGAUUCAACGGUGAAACUUUUGUGUCAGCAUUGCCUCUCAUCUGUGGUUGGGAUGGCAGAGCAAGAGGACCUCGAGAGACGUAAAGAAAGCCUAGAAUCAUCACUACUGACAAAACUCAACGACAGCAUCGUUCCGUGGGGCCUUGAAGUCAUCAAAGUGACCAUCCAACUCGAUCAAGUCGUACGCGAAGCGGAACCCAUGAACGCGAUCAGUCCCCUGGUGAAAGUCAUCAAGAGUGCCCUGGGCUUAGGCGGAGACGAUGAGGAAGACAAACCUCCGAAGCUCCUCGGUAAAAUUGUGGACGGAAAACCUCCAAAAGCGGGUGCUCUCCACAUCGUACCCGCGGUCCCGAAUGAUGGUCAAUUCACCCAACUGACGAUGGUCCUUCAGCAACUGGCCAUCCACUCAUCCCGUCACGAGGCGAUGAACAACAUCACCGCGAAUUACAAGUUCUUGCUCCAUGGAGCCGGAGGGAACGUGAAGGAGGUGUACCCUGUCUGUCUCCUGUUCGAUAAGGGAAACGUCGACGUGAAAUCCGGCACCGCCGAAGUGGCAGGUGUUAAGCCAGACGUCACCCUCGAAAUGACAUCGGACGAUCUCACGCUGAUCGUCCUCGGGAAGAUGUCUCCGCUGAAAGGCUAUAUGGGCGGCAAAAUCGGAGUCAAGGGGGACUGGACCUUGCUGAGGAAGUUUAUGCAAGUAGUUCAAGGGCAAUAGACUCUUAUAGACUUCUAGCCUCGGAGUCCGCGAUCUCAGCUAGGAAUCGUCAGUUUCUAUGAACGCUAGCUCAUUCGAGGUGGGAAUGGAUGAGAUUCUCCAGAAUGAGCUCAGAUAUCGCAGUCAUCUUACUACCUCAUCUAUCGUAGAACUUCAGCAUCGUCUCUCAU
Molecule: messenger RNA, 1516 nt
Organism: Galendromus occidentalis (western predatory mite)
Lineage: Eukaryota; Metazoa; Arthropoda; Arachnida; Mesostigmata; Phytoseiidae
Product: stomatin-like protein 1
Exons: 9
Coding region: 93-1346 (417 amino acids)
Cellular component (GO): plasma membrane
Source: RefSeq, a predicted model, not a curated record